Messenger RNA from Aedes aegypti (yellow fever mosquito), 2121 nucleotides. RefSeq lists its product as uncharacterized. NCBI's taxonomy places the organism in Eukaryota, Metazoa, Arthropoda, Insecta, Diptera, Culicidae. The transcript is spliced from 4 exons. The record is from RefSeq and is a predicted model, not a curated record. The coding region runs from base 1257 to 2027 and encodes 256 amino acids.
AGCCUGCUCAGUCAGUCGUCGUUCAUACGCCGGCGAGUUUCAAACACGCCUCAUCGUCGAGAAACCUAAAAGCGCGCAUAAGUCUCGGAGUACUAGAUGGAAGAAAGUAUUUUCACGUGCGCGUUCGCGACCAUCAAAGCAACACAACGCAAACAACGUCUGCCUUUCUUCACGCGUUUGUCGUACUGAAUUAUUUUCGAUUGAAAUUGAUUAAUAACCGCGCGAGUUCGUUUCGUAUCGCGGUGAAUUUGGAGUAACAGACACUGAAUCAUCGUCAACGUGUCUCCUCUUUACGUUUGCAAACCGGAACCAUUGCGGAUUCGAAGCAGAUAUGACGAUCGCAGAUAACGCAAUCCAUAAUGCACGAGCGCAACGAUCGGAAUUUUGAAUCUUUAAUCUCUUGCAAACGUGCAAUCAUAAAGUGUGCACCUGCGUUUAACGUGAACUCGCUUUCUAGCAGCUGGAAAUACCAGAACUGGGAAUAAAACUGAUCGCGUAUUCAAAGUGCAUCAACAAGAUUCAAGAGCUGGCGGAGGAUCUUGGAACGGUGACGUCGCAGUAGGCUGUGGAAACGGGGCAGCCACGCAGUUCAACGGAGUGGAAUGUUAUAUAAACCGGCAAAGCGACGCGACGCGAGCUGCUAAUAAACAAGAUAGUAUCGCAUAAAACGGCAGACACUUUUGGGGACACCCAGAGCACGCGCAUACUGGGCUGAUGACGACGAAUUAAAAUCAUAAGACACAGUCACCAGUCGCCAGAGUCUGUGAAGAGGAAAAAUAAGCAUCGAGAUCGAGACAAGCAAAGGAAGAUGCCCCACCGGCUUUUCGCCAACGGUCCACCCAUAGCUUCUUCAAUCGCCGCACCGUAAAUGGCUGUUUUCCCAUAACAAGAAUGGUACCGGUCACAGCACGCACAAAAGAGCACAAUAAUCCACAAAUCAGCGGAAAACCAGCGCCAUUAAAAAAAGCACAGUUUAGUCCACCGUUUGCUGGAGAGGAAUUGUGGGUAUGAUGUAGCGGCCAAAAGAUCAUCAUCCGCAGAUAUAAUACCCUACAUCCAGAGCCGACCGUUUCAGAUGUGAGUAGACAGGCGAUCAUCAACCAGAGUCCGAUAACCUUGGGGAGCCAAGCUCGCGCGGAAGACCCGGUAUUAUUUAUUAGCACCAUAUCCGUCCAUGUAAGAUACAGUCAGUGACAAAGAUAGCAGCUCAGCGCGAAUUUCGCAGAUUGGCUCAGAGGGCUUCUCCCAAAAAAGGAAUGACAAACGCUGAGAGCAGCAGCAGACAACCGGACUACUACAUUGGCCCGAGUGGAAUUCCGCGGAUCGUGGGAGGUUCGUGGCGAUCGGGUACUGACGUUGACCACCAGCGAAGACAGCGGAAGAUCAUGAAUCAGUGCGGUAGUGCUUUGGUCGGAACUGACCCAGUGAAACUGAACAAAUGUUUGUACAAUCUAACGGUGCGCAAUCGUAACGGAAGCAGCAAAACCGAAAGUGAUAUGGCGAUACGGAGCCACCCAUGUAGUCAUAAAUCAAAAUCGUCCGCCAGUGGCAGUGAUAGUGAUAAUAAUACUAAUAAUAGCAAUUCGAGAGGGGCGUCGUCGUGGUCCUCCUCAACGGUGAUAACAACGGGAUUGAGCAAUAAUCGGCGGAAUCCCGUUACGUCAUCGACCUCCCGCGCGGGUUCGUCGUCUAUUCCUAGGAGCACCACCACCCAGUGGACUCAUCAUCAUCAUCAUCUUGGUAGAAGUGCCAAUCAAUCGGGUGCUGUUGUUGGGAGGUCACUGCUCAGCGAUAGACAACGCAGGAAUGCGGUGACCGGUGUGAGCGAUUCCAAUCGACUCGAACGCGGAGAAUGCGGGAGCAGCCUGAUGGUGAGACAGUGCAGAUUGACAGUGGCAGUGCGAAGGCCGCCUCCCACCACAUCGGCCUCGGCGGACAAUCGACUCAACUAUCAGCGAAAGUACGACCGCUCCAUCUUUGGCUACAACCGGUUGGACCAGAUCGUGUUGCCACCGUUGCAAAUCUAAAACCCAUCAUAAUCACUCAUCAUCCCCGCGCACAAUAAAUUAAAAAGACUUAAUAUCUCGAUAGAAUUAUACCCAAUAAUGGAAGAAAAGAAGA